Messenger RNA from Leptonychotes weddellii (Weddell seal), 2283 nucleotides. Lineage: Eukaryota; Metazoa; Chordata; Mammalia; Carnivora; Phocidae. The record is from RefSeq and is a predicted model, not a curated record.
AUGGCCUGUCUGCAGAGCCCCAGCGAUGGGUGCUUUGUGCCCACCGGGAGACGCGUCAGCCUGGCCGGCCAUGGGCGCUUUGUGCCCACCGGGAGACGCGUCAGCGUGAGCCCUUCGUGUAUUUUGCGCAGGAAGCAGAAGGAGCUAGAAGAGCUGGAGAGAGAGAGGAAGCGAGAAGAGAAGCUGCGCAAGAGGGAGCAGAAACAGAGGGACCGCGAGUUCCGCCGGAACCAGAAGAAGCUGGAGAAGCUGCAGGCGGAGGAGCAGAAGAAGCUGCAGGAGAAGAUCCGGCUGGAGGAGCGCAAACUGCUGCUGGCUCAGCGCAACCUGCAGUCCAUCCGGCUCAUCGCCGAGCUGCUGAGCAGAGCCAAGGCAGUGAAACUGCAGGAGCAGGAGCGGAAGGAGGAGACGCUGCGGCUGCAGCAGCUGGAGGAGAGGCGGCGGCUGCAGGAGGCCGAGCUGCGGCGCGUGGAGGAGGAGAAGGAGCGGGCCCUGGGGCUGCAGCGCAAGGAGAGGGAGCUGCGGGAGCGGCUGCUGAGCAUCCUGCUGAGCAAGAAGGCCGACGACCCACACGCGCAGGAUGAGCUCGGGGUCUCCCACGCGGACCUGCUGCAGCCCGUGCUGGAUAUCCUGCAGACCGUGUCGGCCAGCUGCGUGGGCGCUGCCUCCCUGCAUCCCCUUGUGGGCCAGCCCCCCCCCAGCACCCCGAAGGAGACCCCGCCCCGGCCCGAGACCGACAGCACGCCGAAAAGUGUGAACGGGAGCGUGGCCGAGGGGGCCCAGUGCAAGGAAAGCCUGAAUUCUCGCCUCGCCGCCGCAGGUGACGGCUCCCCUGACAAGAGGUGCCCCAGUGUCCUCUCCUGCAUUCCCGACAACAACCAGCAGCCCAAGGGCUUGCCCGCCGCCGCCGCCUGUGACCAGAGCGCGCCCAGAAAGGACAUCCGUUGUGAGCAAGACAAGUGCAACCGCGAGCCCAGCGGGGGCCGAGGCCGGGCCAGCGGGGGCCGGGGGGAGGACGACAGACACAAGCGAGAGAGGAGCCGGCCGCGGCGGGCUGGCAGUCGGGAGGACGGGAGGCAGGGACGGAAGGAGCGGCGGCAGCACAAGAAGCACUCACGCCAGGACGACAGCCCUCAGCGGCGGAGCGUGAGCCCCGACCACAGCCGGUCCCGGAGGUCCCACAGCAGAGAGCGGUCCAGCCGGAGGGAGAGGAGCCGAGACCGCAGGGGCGGCUCGGGCAGGAGGCGUAGCCACCAUGGCCACGGUGACCGAGACAGGUCACGCUCAGGGUCCCCCAGCCGGCACCGCAGCGCCUGGAACAGGUAAUGCAGGGCGUCCCCCCACGCGGCCGCCCAGCGGAGACCAGGACCCGUGGGCUUCCUGGCUCCUCUCCUGCCCGGCCUCCGCAGAGCACACCGCCAAGGAGCCACCCACGCAGGAGGGCCACGCGUGACGAUUCUCCCUUCGUAACAUCCGGCGGCCUUUCUGUUCCGAACGUGUAGUCCUCAAUCGCUAGCUUUAGUUUUCCCUUAAAACUGUUGAUCCGAUAGCUUUAAUGUCACCAAUUCUCUCUGAAUCAGGAAAAACGCACUGGCCGGCGGCGGUGAGAAGUACAUGGCCACCACGUACAUGCAGGCGGAGCAGCAUUUCUGUCCCUUUUAGGGACACCCCCACGUAUGCUGACUUCAUGGGAGGCACGUUGCACGUCGGGGACAGAUUGUCAGAGUGGACAGCCGUGGUCCCACAGGGCCCUGAAAAUUUGAAACAGCCUUGCCCUGGUGGUGUUCUUUUUCCUUUUCCUUUUGUAAUUUUAACUGAUGAUUGGGAAGCGCACUUGGCAGGGUGCCAGGAGAACCCAGUGGUCGUGGCACGUUCCGUCACGCGUGGAGACAGUGCAGGUCCUUAAGAUCGAAACUCACACGUGCUGUCUUCUUAAGGUGUCCGCGCGUGGGGGGUGCUCCAGCAUGGUCUGAUGCUCCUCGCUUCAGAAACAUUCACGUUACAAACUGGUGAUUACGCAUUGAAAAAAAAGAUUGGUUAAAAGCUUUGGUUUCUAGUCAAGGUUAGCGUGUGUGGUUUUUUUAAGAAGCUGUUUUGCUAAAUUAUUUUUACUUGGAACGUUUCAAACAGAUUUAAGGCUAAAAACUUGUUAAAUUUUAUAAUCAUUUGCUUCUCCAAGUGAAGCUCAAGAAAUACUUAAAAAUAGCUGUAAUGUUUGCGUUAGGAAAGAUGGUGUUUAUUCCAGUUUGCAUUUUUUGUGAAAUAAAAUCUUUUUCCAAUGAA